Messenger RNA from Clunio marinus, 1764 nucleotides. The record is from the annotation of a GenBank genome assembly. NCBI's taxonomy places the organism in Eukaryota, Metazoa, Arthropoda, Insecta, Diptera, Chironomidae.
AAACGUAGUUUUACGCCCUUGCCAUUUCUAAAUUUUUCUCGUAAUGGCUCAACCUCAACCUAAACAACAGCCAGCAUGGUUACGAAGAGGAAUAAAUGCUAUUCUCUUAGGUGCACCCGGAAGUGGCAAAGGAACUCAGGCUCCUCUUUUAAAAGAACGUUACUGUGUAUGUCAUCUGAGCACUGGUGACAUGUUGAGAGCAGAGAUCGCUUCUGGAUCAAAGCUUGGAGCUCAAUUAAAAAAAGUAAUGGAUGAGGGAAAGCUUGUCUCUGAUGACUUGGUUGUGGAUAUGAUCGAUUCGAAUCUGGAUAAACCUGAAUGCAAAAAUGGUUUUCUGUUAGACGGCUUCCCUAGAACUGUAAUACAAGCACAAAAACUCGACAAUUUGCUGGAUCAACGCAAAACUACUCUUGAUGCUGUUGUAGAGUUUGACAUUGACGAUAGUUUAUUGGUGAAGAGAAUCACUGGCCGGCUUAUACAUCAGAAAAGUGGACGAAGUUAUCACGACGAGUUUCAUCCACCAAAAGUAGCAAUGACUGACGACAUUACAGGCGAGCCUUUAAUUAGACGAAGUGACGACAAUGUUGAAGCUCUUAAAAAACGUCUCGAAGCUUAUCAUAACCAAACACGUCCACUCGCAAGCUAUUACGCUUUACGAGGCAUUCAUUACAAAAUUGAUGCGUCUCAAAGUGCAUCGCGUGUGUUUGAAAACAUUGACGAGAUUUUCAAAGGGCAGAGACAAAAACGAGCUGCACUUUAAAGUGAAUAAAUUUUAUAAUGAAAAUUUAUGAACAUUUAUUGAGUGACGUAGAAAAUGAAGAAAAAGAAAAGUUUCGUAACAGGUAGAAAAAUUAUUUAAUGUUCUUCUCAUCUGUUCGUCGUUUUUUUUUUAUAUCUUCAUUUCGUAGAUUUCGUUUUCUUCGUUUUCUACGUCGCUCUUUUUAUCAUUAAGAACUCAUUCGUCUUCUUAUCUUAUCAUCAAGUGUUCAUAAUUGGAAUUGAAAGUUAAACGACCUUUUCUUUUUUGAUUUUCUUUUUGCGGACAUUUGAUUUAGUUGAUUAAAUUGAUAAAACACUUUGUUUGUCGAUAAACAAACUCAUACAGACACAAUGGAACUUGGUUCACUUUCGACUGUUGAAAUAAAGUUUCAAAGUAAGUCCUAGGUAGUUAAAUGUAAAUGUUGGGAGAAAAGAAAUAAAAAAGAUGAUUGAUUUAAAAAAUAUAUUUAUUAUUUAUAAUGUUUGUUUUUAACUUUCUAUUUACAGCUGAACUUUACACACUUAAAAUAACUAUUCAAGUACAUUUUUAUAAUUAAAUACAGUCGGUAUUUCACUUCACUUAGAUAUUACUUCCCGUUUGUAAAACUAUGCAAACAAGUUUCAGGUAAAAUUUAACGAGUUCUCGUCUCGUGUGAUGGAAAGCAUGAAAUCGAGUCACACAAAAAUAAAUGAAAAAAACUAUUGGGAAGAACGUAAGUAGUGCAAAGAUGAAAGGUGCAUGAAUCAUCUUCUAAAGCAUGAAUUAAAUCUUUUGUUCGUUUCUCUUUCUUCUUGUUCGUAAGUUUCAAUAUGAUUAUCUGAUUAAAAGUACACAUACAUAUGUUGGGAGUGAAUCACUGGUUAUGUCACAUAAAACACUUUCAAAAUUAAAGCUUAUAAAAUGUUUCUUAAAAUGUUCAUAGCAAUAUGAGUAUUAAUAAUGAAUAUAAAUUAUAUUGUGACCUUUAAUAUGACGCAAUUUAUGAGUCACCAUAAACCGGUUUU